This is a messenger RNA of Bufo gargarizans (Asiatic toad), 2706 nucleotides long. RefSeq lists its product as uncharacterized. Gene Ontology annotation, biological process: DNA integration. The annotation marks the transcript as partial. Lineage: Eukaryota; Metazoa; Chordata; Amphibia; Anura; Bufonidae. The record is from RefSeq and is a predicted model, not a curated record. The transcript is spliced from 5 exons. Gene Ontology annotation, molecular function: nucleic acid binding.
AAGGAGAGAUACCGACCCUUACCGCCUACUUCUUAUCAGACUGUAAAAGAAAUGAUCCAAGAGAUGAAAGACUCUAAUGUAAUCCGGGACAGUCGUAGCCCGUGGGCGGCACCCCUGGUCCUUGUAAAGAAGAAGGAUGGUGGUAUCCGUUUCUGCGUGGACUAUAGAAAAAUUAACCAAAUAACCCACAAAGACGCGUACCCACUGCCCCGCAUUGAAGAGUCACUAACUGCUCUGGGCUCCGCUGCCUAUUUCUCCACAUUGGACUUGACCAGUGGCUACUGGCAAGUACCCAUGGCCCCGGCAGAUAGGGAAAAGACUGCUUUCACCACUCCCAUGGGCCUGUUUGAAUUUAAUUGUAUGCCGUUCGGGUUAUGUAAUGCCCCAGGAACUUUCCAGAGACUAAUGGAGCGGUGUUUGGGUCACAAAAACUUCGAAACAGUGCUGCUGUAUCUAGAUGACGUCAUUGUGUACUCAAAAACAUAUGAAGACCACCUGAAACACUUAGCAGAGGUCUUUGAAAUCCUUGUCAAAUAUGGCCUGAAGGUAAAGCCAUCUAAAUGCCACUUGCUCAAACCUGCGGUAAAAUACCUGGGGCAUGUGGUAAGCGGAGAGGGCGUACAACCUGACCCUGAUAAGUUAGCGGCUGUCCGUAACUGGCCGGUACCCACUACCGUCAAAGAGGUGAGGGGUUUCCUUGGUUUUGCCGGCUACUAUAGACGUUUCAUCCCCCAUUUUGCUCAAAUAGCCGAUCCUCUCCAGGAACUCUUGAGGGGGCAGCCCAAGAAAAGUCCUAGAACUCCCGUGCUCAUUGAGUGGAAUGAAGAGAGAGAGAUAGCGUUCCAGUUGUUAAAAAAGAAACUGACCGAGCCUCCCGUGUUAGGUUAUCCCGACUACAGCAAGCCCUUCCAUCUGUAUACUGAUGCUAGCAAGCGAGGCCUGGGGGCUGUGUUAGCCCAGAUUCAAGAGGGAAAAGAAAGAGUGAUAGCUUAUGCAAGCCGCUCCCUGAAAGGAGCUGAGAAAAAUGACCAGAAUUAUAGUUCCUUCAAACUAGAAUUCCUGGCAUUAGUGUGGGCAGUGACGGAAAAAUUCAAAGAUUAUCUAGCCGCUACCCCAUUCAUUGCAUUCACUGAUAAUAACCCUCUGGCACAUCUAAAUACAGCUAAAUUGGGGGCUCUGGAGCAAAGAUGGGCCUCUCGUCUCGCCAACUAUGAUUUCUCUGUAAAAUAUCGCGCUGGACGUACUAACGACAAUGCUGAUGCUUUAUUUGGGGUCCAAAAGACUGAGGCAAAUAUCCGCCAGCGGUUUUACUGGGUGGGCAUGAGAGAAGACAUGGAGAAGUGGUGUCGGGAGUGCGUAGCCUGUGCCUUGAAACGAGGUGAACACCAUGAUCAGAGGGCACCACUGAGACCCAUUGUAAGUACUCGUCCUCUUGAACUUGUCGCCAUCGACCAUGUGAAACUGGAGCCUAGUCGCUCAGGGUAUGUGUACGCUAUGACUAUUAUUGACCAUUUCACUAAGUUUGUUGUAGCGGUACCUGUGAGAGACCAGACGGCCAAGACUACAGCCGAACUGUUCUGGAAACACUUCCUCCUGCCCUACGGUUGUCCAGAAAAGAUCCUCACCGAUCAAGGUCCUGCUUUUGAGUCCCAUCUGUUCCAUGAACUGUGCCGCCUGCACAACUGUAAGAAGAUCCGGACGACGGCCUACCAUCCGCAAGGUAAUGGAUUAUGUGAAAAAAUGAAUCAGACCUUGAUAGAGAUGCUGAGGACCGUGCCUCCUGAAACCCGGGGAGAUUGGCCUAAUCUGUUGCCACAACUCAUGUUCACAUACAAUCAUACCAUACACUGUUCCACCGGGUAUACCCCCUUUUAUUUGAUGUUUGGGCGCCAGUUGGGACAAGUAUUUCAACGAUUGCGGGAACAUGGGCUCAAACUGAAACCCAGUAAAUGUCGGUUGUUUCAAUCUGAAAUUGAUUACUUGGGUCAUUGUGUAUCAGGAGAAGGGGUGAGGCCGUCAAGGGACAAGAUAGCGGCUGUUCAAGACUGGCCGACACCGACUACCCUGCGAGAAGUGAGGGCGUUCCUGGGAGUAGCCGGCUACUAUCGACGGUUUAUUAAGGACUUUGCUAGAGUAGCAGCGCCACUUAAUGCUCUCCUACGAGGCACCGCCGGGGGUCCGAAGAACCGGUCUGUGAAAUGGGGCCCUGAACAGGAACACACCUUCCAGGCAUUGAAGGAUGCUCUUACAACGGCCCCAAUCUUAGCGUAUGCUGAUUACCACUUGCCCUUCCAGCUAUAUACCGAUGCAAGCCUGUAUGGUCUCGGAGCGGUGCUAUCUCAGUUCCAGGAUGGCCAAGAGCGUGUCAUAGCGUAUGCCAGCCGAUCCUUGCGAGAUUCUGAGAGAAACCCUGACAAUUAUAGUUCAUUCAAGUUAGAACUGUUGGCACUGGUAUGGGCCAUGACUGAGAAAUUCUCUGAGUAUUUGACCGGAGCUGAAGUCUUAGUACUGACUGACAACAACCCAUUGGCUCACCUGGAAAAUGCCAAGCUCGGGGCUUUGGACCUUGGGGCUUGCUUUGAGGGACAUGUAAUGAAAGAAGUUCAACGUAUCUACGGGAUAAAGAAGUCGCACACGACUCCAUACCAUCCCCAAGGAAACGGAGCCUGCGAACGAUUUAAUAGAACUCUGCUACAGAUGGUGCGG